Messenger RNA from Pieris macdunnoughi, 3912 nucleotides. The record is from the annotation of a GenBank genome assembly. Lineage: Eukaryota; Metazoa; Arthropoda; Insecta; Lepidoptera; Pieridae.
AUGGCUCCUUCACCGGAGUAUGAUAAGGAACCGAAAGCCCCUGAUAAAGCUGUCGUUAACAUUUCCAGUGACGAUUCGAAAAUUCAGUACAACCACACUAAAGAACAUUCAAGUGCUUCUGAACUUCGGUCUUCAACAGCGCCUUCCAAUAGUGAUGUAGAGAAUAAAGUCGUGGAGAGCCUAGACGACGGACAGUUGCGAGCACUUCUGGAUGAAGCGAUCACCUACAAGUGUCCCAAAGACCGAGAGGGAAAGAGCAGUCUCUUCAAGGAAUUGCUGGAGGAAGUGGAACAAGACGAGGAAGCGUGUGAGGCGGCGGCUCGAGCGGGGCGUGCGGGGAGGCGCGACCAUCACUCGAGUCUGCAAGACCUGGUUGCUGCCAUGGCAGCGGAACCCGCGCCUAGGCGCAGACACCAUCACUCGCACAACGUGUCGGCUAGGACCCACCACGGAGGGAGUUUGCCCUCCGGUGUAGAUAGAUCCUUCCUCUUUAGCGAAGAGCCGGCCCGUGGUGCCUACGUGGCCACAGUGCGAUGUGUCAACCCUCCACCUCUCGCCGAACGCCGCGUGUCCGCCAGUGAUGCCAACGCACCCGGUGAUAUCGAACUUGUAACCAGGCGGAGUAAGCCAAUGUUCCCGAUGACGUACACGGCGCGCGCUACCUUGGAGAUCGGCAGUGGCAGCGUGGGUACGGGCCGCGCGGUCACCACCACCACUGCCUCCAACCAGGUGCGUACCACCACUCCCCGCAGUAACCGCGACCUUCCUACAGCUGGCCCGCCCCAAAGGCGUCUCGACACUCCGGCCCUCUACGACCCCUAUGCAGGCCAAAAUAAACUCAUGAAGGCUCUCUGCGUCCGCAAGGAAUCCCCCUGCGACAGUGGUGGUAACGUACGGAAAGAGGCACCCGGUGGAAAGGAACCGCGCGGCUCCGACGCUAAAGAGAUGGAUACCGUCGACGUAGAGUGGAAUCGCAGAGUAGAUAUGUGGUACGAAAGCUUGAAUCGCUACACGCCACCACUCGAUUACCUCGGCGUUCAGCUGGAUGAAAAUUUGUCAAAGGAUCGUAGCGCUAAAUUAAAGGCUGUUGAUAGUGAUAAUAAAAAUAUAAUUAAUGUUAACGAAAAUAAUACUUCUAAUGUUGAUAAAAGUUUUAAGGACACACCGAGGAACAAGCUGGAUAGUGAAGACAGGGUUUUACAUUUAAGUGAUUGCGAAGAAAGUGAUAUUAGCCUAAGAAGACUUCAGAAGGUGGGUAGUGGUUUAGUUACACCAAAUUUAUCUCUGCUAAUAAAUCCAAGAAAUAUUAGAAAUAUGACAAUACAAAAAGCUAAUUCUUUUGAAGAUCUGAAUGAAGAUUGUGAUGCUAAGGAUAAUAUAGUUUUAAAAAGUUCUACAAAAAAAUCUAAAAUCAAAGAUAAAAAAAAUAAAAAUGAUGAAUCACCAAUUAUUCAAAGCACAAAAGAUUGUUUAGAACCAUUUAAAAAAAAUGAUACUUUAACAAGCAACACUUCUCCACGUAUGACUUCACAAAAGAAAAAAGGUAAUUCAGAAAAUGGAAAAGAUCAAGAGAAAGAAAUGGAAAAUAAAGUACUAGACGAAAGUAGUUCCUGUACUUUGAAUAUUAAUGAUUUAAAAGAAUUAGAAUUUGUGAAUAUAAAUAAAACAGAAACAAAUUUGGAGAGUGGCAAAAUUAAACCUAAUGCCUGCGAAAAUAGGUCUUGCUCAGAAGAGUGUUCGGAAGUGCAUCAAUUGGUGGCAAAUAAAUAUGAAAAAGAAAGUAACAACAAUCUGGCGUCUUACGAAAAUAAUUUUGAGCCAAUUUCCAAAGAAAAUACACAUAGCGCAUCUCAAGAACACCAGGAUUUCGAAAACAAAUUCAUUGAUUCUAAAAUAUCAGGGAACAGUCCUAGUAAAUCGAGUUCUGGUGAAGUUAUCACUUCAAUCACCGAACAAAAAUUGGUUGACAGCACAGAAAACAAAUUAGGGCACGAUAUAAUAAAUCAAUUAAGGAAAAAAUAUGGAAUAUCAGAAACAAAAACUGUGCCCGACGCAGCAGAUAAACAUGACAAAAUAUUCUCGAAAAACGACGACAACAAACCAUUUGAUUUCGCCGAUUCCUGUAUCUUUCUAAGCAUCCGCGAGAGCCUACUGAAAUCGAGAUACUUUAUAAAUCAUCCAGCUAAUAAAAUCACCGAAGGCGACAAUAACGCCAAAGAAACCUCUGUCGAAAAAAAAUCUAAAAAGAAAAAUAAACAGAAAGAUAAAGAAAACCCGGGGCCCGAUAAGAACAGUGCCUCUAAAAAGAACGCUUUAAAAUACCUUCUUUAUAGUGAUUGCACAACUAAUAAGGCCAAAGAAAAAUCUGCAAUCGCUAAUAAGAUCGAUUCCGCUAUUCCAUUCAGUUGCAUCACAACACCAGAGGUUGUGGCAAGUUGCAACACGACGUCUACUACGCAGUCUACGGUCGUCGUGGAUCCAAAGCCACUGCAGUUGGAGUCGUGCUACAACGCCGUGGCCAGCCUCACGGGCAGCCCCCCGGCCCCCGCCGCCGACGCCUCCUCCGCCUCCGCGCCCCACGCCCUGCAGUUGUCUCGCAACGUGCUUCCGACGAGCUCCCUCGGCGGCCUGCUCCUCGCCUCCGAAUCCUGCCCCUCCGCCGACGAGAACAAGAAGUCUCUAGACGAAAACGGAAAUGCGGUCCACGGAUUCAGUUCGCCCGCCUCGGGAUCCAGUCAACAGAAGAAGCCGAGGCGGAAAAAGUCAUCGAAAAACGAGACCGUGAUCAAGUCGCACCAGAUAGACGGCUACCAGGGCAACAAAGACCUCAACGAGGUGUUGCGAUUCAUCGAGUCGAACGCGGACGGCGCGCGAGGCUCCAAAGCGCGCGCCAAGCACAAGGACGACUCCGACGACAAAGGCAAGAAGAGAUGCGCUGACCGUCGCAAGGACAAAGAGAGCAAGGUGAAGCGUGCCUCCUCGCUCGAGGAGCGCUCGCGCACCAAGCUGGAGGACCUCACCGACAAGCCCUCCGCGCACCGCCGACCCGCCGCGCCCCCCGCCAAGCCCGAGCGCCGCUCGUGGGGCGACGACGCCCGCGCCGCGCUGCUGCUGCCCGACGACGCCGAGCUAACCGACUUCCAGACGGUCACCAAGCGCCGCAAGCCGCGACGCCGGCCGGACGACGCCGAGCCGGCCCGGCCUCCGCCCUCGCCGGAGCCCCGCGCCUCGCCGUCCGAGCGCAGCAACGACUCGAACGACGAUUUCGACUCGGCGCACUCGCCGCCGCCCGCGCCCGUUCCGGCGCCACCUCCGCCGCCGCCGCCGCCCGCCCUGCCGCCGCCGCACCCGCCCGCCUCGUACGCGGACAUCGCGCGCACCCGCAACAAUAUUCCCGAUCUCAUCGAGUCGUGCAACUUCUACGCCGAGGGCGAAGAGCCGACGGAGCAGCCGGCUCCCGACCGGAAGGCCGCCGCCCCCGCCGGCGAGGCCAUGGAAGGCUACCCGGCGCUGGCAGUGCGGCGGCCCCGCGACAAGGCCGGCGGGGGCGCGACGAGGCCCCAGCGCAAGGAGCGAGGCGAAGCGCGAGCGGCGGAGCCGGCGCCGGACGUGGUGGCAGAUCGCCGGCCGCCCGUCAUCUUGUUGGCGGCGGCGGCCAGGGCCCAUGGCGACAUGGAGGGCAUCACGUUCGGUUUUGACGUCAACGAGCAGCUGCUGAGUGGCGGCAGGCGCGCACGUUGCGACCUGCUCGAGGGCGUGCCGGUGCGGGCGGGCUGCGCGGCUUUGCGCUACGUGCCGCCCGCGCCGCUGCCGCACGCCACGCACACGCACCAGAUCGUCGACUACGUUGGCACGGCCUGGGAGGACAUAAUCCGUUGCAGUAACGGCAAAGUGCGGUAUUUCAGCGAAUAA